Molecule: messenger RNA, 654 nt
Organism: Cladophialophora psammophila CBS 110553
Lineage: Eukaryota; Fungi; Ascomycota; Eurotiomycetes; Chaetothyriales; Herpotrichiellaceae
Exons: 1
Coding region: 1-654 (217 amino acids)
Source: RefSeq, a predicted model, not a curated record
AUGGGCUUCUUCCGCUACCUCGAAUACUUCCUCGCCCGCCUCCUCUACUCGCAGAAGGGCCGGGACGCCAAACUCCUGACCCGCUCGGACCUCUUCGCCGACAUCCCCAAGAACAUCCAAGUCACGUCGCCGACGCUGGGCGCCUCGCCUGCGCACCUCACCGUCGAGCACUCUCAACUCGGCGCCUCCAAGUUCCCUGAUUUGUCAUGGUCACUGGACCCCACCGUCAAGAGCGGCAUCGAGCAGGGCGACGUCAAAGAGUGGCUUCUGAUCUGCGAGGACCCGGACGCACCACUGCCCCUCGUGCCGAACCACGGCGUCUACUACGCCAUCCCCGCGACAAAGACGUUCGUCAUUCCCGACGACUUCCAACUGGACAACGCGGCCAAGACCGCCGCCGCCGAGCCGGAGGCGAAAUGGCUUGCUGGCGGUUUCCGACUCGGCAAGAAUCUGCGCGGGACUCUCUACUCCGGACCCCGUCCGCCGGUCGGCCACGGCGAGCACAGGUACUUUUUCCAGGUCGUCGCCUUGAAGGACAACUUGGACACCAAGAAGAUGAAGCCUGUGGCCACCAGGGACGAUUUGGUCCGAGAGAUGCAGGGGAAGAUUUGCGGCUGGGGGGAGUGGAUUGGGAUUUUUGAACAGAAAUGGUAG